Molecule: messenger RNA, 1751 nt
Organism: Brassica napus (rape)
Lineage: Eukaryota; Viridiplantae; Streptophyta; Magnoliopsida; Brassicales; Brassicaceae
Product: AP-2 complex subunit mu
Exons: 12
Coding region: 159-1568 (469 amino acids)
Biological process (GO): endocytosis; intracellular protein transport
Cellular component (GO): cytoplasmic vesicle; clathrin adaptor complex
Source: RefSeq, a predicted model, not a curated record
ACUAGUUCAAUUUUGUCUUCGUCGUCGUCGUCUUCCUCACUUCUCAUUCCUCCGAUACCGAGAUCUCUUCAGAAAAUAAAACCUCAAAUUAAUCUCAAAUCUCCUGUAAAAAUCAGCUCGUCUAUACGAUCUGUGCUUGAGAAUUGCGUAGAUCGAAGAUGCCGGUGGCAGCUUCCGCCAUCUACUUUCUGAACCUCCGCGGCGAUGUACUCAUCAAUCGCACUUACCGAGACGAUGUCGGGGGAAACAUGGUGGAUGCAUUUCGAACGCAUAUAAUGCAGACGAAGGAGCUAGGCAACUGUCCUGUGCGUCAGAUUGGUGGCUGCUCCUUCGUCUAUAUGCGUAUCAGCAAUGUCUACAUCGUCAUUGUUGUCAGCAGCAAUGCUAAUGUUGCUUGUGCUUUCAAGUUCGUUGUUGAGGCUGUUGCUUUGUUCAAAUCUUACUUUGGUGGAGCUUUUGAUGAAGAUGCUAUUCGAAAUAACUUUGUUCUCAUUUAUGAGUUGUUGGACGAGAUCAUGGACUUUGGCUAUCCCCAGAAUCUCUCCCCUGAAAUUUUAAAGCUUUAUAUUACUCAGGAAGGUGUACGGUCUCCGUUUUCAUCCAAGCCGAAGGACAAGCCUGUUCCAAAUGCAACGUUGCAAGUUACGGGUGCUGUUGGUUGGAGAAGAGAGGGCCUUUCUUACAAAAAGAAUGAGGUGUUUCUGGAUAUUGUGGAAAGCGUAAACCUUCUUAUGUCCUCUAAAGGCAAUGUUCUUCGGUGUGAUGUGACGGGAAAAGUUCUAAUGAAAUGUUUCCUUUCGGGAAUGCCUGAUCUGAAGUUGGGGUUGAAUGAUAAAAUUGGUCUUGAGAAGGAAUCGGAAAUGAAAUCUCGUCCAGCUAAGAGUGGCAAAACCAUUGAGCUUGAUGAUGUCACAUUUCACCAGUGUGUGAACCUGACAAGAUUCAACUCCGAGAAGACCGUUAGUUUUGUACCACCGGAUGGUGAAUUUGAACUUAUGAAGUAUCGUAUUACAGAGGGAGUGAAUCUGCCGUUCCGGGUUUUACCAACAAUCAAUGAACUUGGUCGUACACGCAUGGAAGUAAAUGUCAAGGUCAAAAGUGUGUUUGGUGCCAAAAUGUUUGCCCUCGGCGUCGUAGUUAAGAUUCCAGUGCCAAAACAAACAGCAAAAACCAACUUCCAAGUGACAACUGGUCGCGCUAAGUACAAUCCAUCAAUCGAUUGCUUGGUUUGGAAGAUAAGAAAGUUUCCAGGACAAACAGAGUCCACACUAAGUGCAGAAAUUGAGUUGAUCUCAACAAUGGGAGAAAAAAAAUCUUGGACAAGACCACCAAUCCAAAUGGAGUUUCAGGUCAAUCUUCUUCUCUUGUUAACACUGUUAAAUAGAUCCAGGUUGCUAAAGGUGAUUGUUAGUUUAACCAUCUCAGCGUCGUGCUAUUUCCAGGUGCCAAUGUUCACUGCAUCUGGUUUACGAGUUCGGUUCCUCAAGGUGUGGGAGAAGAGCGGUUACAACACGGUUGAGUGGGUUCGAUACAUUACGAAAGCGGGAUCAUAUGAGAUCAGAUGCUGAACCUAAAAAUCACAGUUCAGCUUCAGUGACAUCAGACGUGACGCUCAUGGCUUCUAGCUUUUGUUCCUUGUUAAAUAAGAUAUACGAGUUAAAUAUCUUUUAUACCUCGUUCUGUUUUGUUUUUGUCCAUUAGAGAUAUCUUGUGUUAAUAUUAUUUCUUAUGUCUACAUUUAAUUCGUUUUC